UAUCGUAUGGUUACCAUGAAGAUGAUUCAAUGUGCAGGUUGUGACCUGCCUAUACUUGAUCGUUUUUUACUUAACGUAUUGGAUCGUUCAUGGCAUACAAAAUGUGUUCAAUGUUGUGAAUGUAAAUGUAAUUUAACCGAAAAAUGUUUCUCACGUGAUGGCAAAAUUUAUUGCCGUAAUGAUUUUUUCAAACGUUUUGGUACAAAAUGUUCUGGAUGUUCACAAGGAAUAUUACCCACCGAUUUAGUACGUCGUGCACGUAAUAAAGUAUUUCAUAUAAAAUGUUUUACCUGUAUAGUAUGCCGUAAACAAUUAAGUACCGGUGAACAAUUGUAUAUAUUGGAAGAGAAUCGUUUUAUAUGUGAAAAAGAUUAUAUUAAUAAUAGACAUCAUCAUCUGCAUCCGCAUCAACAACAACAACAACCACCACCGCCUACAUUACUUCAUCAUUCUCAUCAUCACCAUAAUCAUCAUCAACAUAUGGUAUCACCAGAUUCAGAUAACGAAGAUGAAACAUUACUUGGCCUUGAUGGCCCAUUACCAUCAUUAAAUAGUCUAAGUCAUGGAUCAUCACAUCAUGCAUUAUCAAGUAAAUCAUCACCAAUGUCAGCAACAUCAUCAAUGUCAGAUUCUGGUAUUGGUUGUACAAAUGGUUCAGCAGCAUCAUUAGGUGGUCUUGGUGAUCCAUCAUCACCAACCGGUGGUCAUCAAUCCGGUUCAGCCAAUAGUAUUGGUAGUGGUAAUGAUGAAAAUCAACCUGGUGGUACAAAACGUCGUGGACCACGUACAACAAUUAAAGCAAAACAAUUGGAAACAUUAAAGGCAGCAUUUCAGGCAACGCCAAAACCAACAAGACAUAUACGUGAACAAUUGGCCAAUGAAACUGGUCUCAAUAUGCGAGUCAUUCAGGUUUGGUUCCAGAAUCGCCGUAGUAAAGAACGACGUAUGAAACAAGUCAAUUCAUUCAGUGCUCGUCGUCAUUUUUUUCGCAAUAAUCGUCGUGCAAUGCGUCCAUUAAGGCCUGGUAUGACACCGGAUGGUCUUGAAGAUAGUCCAGAAAUGGCCAAUCAUAAUAAUGGUUUUGGUUAUUUUUCCGAUUCAAGUAAUCCAAGUGAAUUUCAAUUUAAUGGACCACCGCCUCCACCACCACCUCCUUCACAUUCAUCAUCUGGUUAUUUUGAUUUUUAUCCACAAGGUCAAGGUCCACCACCACCACCUCCUGGACCACCUUCAGAUGGUGUACCAAAUUCAAAUAACAAUGGUGGUCUACCAUUUCCAUCCGGACCAAAUAGUCAUCCGGCAUCAGUACCACCACCUACAUCUGCACCAAACAUGCAUGAACCAGGAUCAAACAUUCAUCAACCAGGAAUAAUAAAUCUUGGUGCUGAUGCUCCAUUCAUAUCUGGAAAUAGUUUAGGUCCAGAUUCAAUGAUAGCUGCCGGUGGUCAAUCAAGAAAUUCAGUAUCACCAAGUAGUAGUGUUGGUGGUGGUGAUGUUGGUUCAUUAAGUCUAUCAUCAAUGACACCAGAUACAUUUGGUCGACCAAAUUCAGCCAAUUCUGGUCCACCAACAUUUUCAACAAUGACUGAAACACCUGUAUGGUGAAGAAUUUAAUUUAUAGAAAAAAAUCAUCAUCAUCAACAAACCUAUCACUUUCAAAUCCUAAUAAACUUAAUGACAAUAAUUACUAUUUAAUGGAAAAAAAAUUAACUUUUUUUCUCAUUAUUCUUUGCUUUUUUCCCUCUUCUUCUUCUUCUUCUUAUUGUUGUUUCUUCUUCUAAUUGUAUUUGUUUUCAUCGUUAUCAUUAAAUCAUCAUCAUAACAUUUCUUCUCAUUAACAUAAUCCCUAUAUAUAUUGAUAUUAUUGAACAU
This is a messenger RNA of Dermatophagoides pteronyssinus (European house dust mite), 1872 nucleotides long. It is a transcript of the gene Lim1, whose product is annotated as LIM homeobox 1. Gene Ontology annotation, biological process: neuron differentiation; regulation of transcription by RNA polymerase II. The record is from RefSeq and is a predicted model, not a curated record. Gene Ontology annotation, molecular function: zinc ion binding; DNA-binding transcription factor activity, RNA polymerase II-specific; RNA polymerase II transcription regulatory region sequence-specific DNA binding. Gene Ontology annotation, cellular component: nucleus. Lineage: Eukaryota; Metazoa; Arthropoda; Arachnida; Sarcoptiformes; Pyroglyphidae.